GCAUUCUAACAAGUUUCGGAAACAAUGAAAGUAUUUGUGGUGUUAGCAUUAAUAUUGGCUUGCGUUACAGCAGCCUCUAUUCCCGAAACUCCUGUUUUUCUCAAAGACUUAAAAGCAGAUAAAGUUGUCGAAGGCCGUAUCACUAACGGACAUGAAGCUAAUUUCGGUCAAUUCCCUUACCAAGUUGGCUUAUCGCUUCACGAUGACUAUGGUACCUUUUUUUGCGGUGGUUCAUUAAUCGGCAAUGAAUGGGUGCUGACCGCUGCCCAUUGCACAGAUAAAGUCAUAUCUGCUACUGUGUACUUGGGUAGCACUAUUCGUACUGUUGCCACAGUUACUUAUGGCGUUGAUAGCAGCUCCAUUUAUCAACAUGCACACUAUGAUCCUUAUACUUUUAAUAAUGAUAUCUCCUUAAUCAGAAUUCCUGCUGUUACCUAUACCGAUGAAAUUCAACCCAUUAAACUACCAGCUGUUUCUAAAUCAUAUCCAACUUAUGCUGGUACCACUGCUAUCGCUUCCGGUUGGGGAAAAACCUAUGAUUCUGGCUGGACCGUAUGGAUGUUGAAUUAUGCUGAUCUUCCAGUCAUAAGUAAUGCUGAAUGUGCUCAAACCUAUGGUUCAAUAAUAACUGAUACACUACUAUGUGUUUCAACUCCUGAUGGCACUUCCACUUGCCAGGGUGAUUCUGGUGGUCCCUUAGUUUCGGACUCUGAACUUAUUGGAGUGACAUCUUUUGUUUCGUCAGCUGGUUGCCAAGCUGGAUAUCCAUCUGGAUUUGCUCGUGUUACAACUUAUUUAGAAUGGAUUAAAUCCCACACUGGCAUAUCAUAUUAAUGUAGUUUAAGAAAUUUUUAUAGUUAUGGAUUUAAAAAUAGAUGAAAUAAAAAAUAAUAAUU
Lucilia sericata (common green bottle fly) is the source of this 896-nucleotide messenger RNA. RefSeq names its product serine protease 1-like. The coding region runs from base 25 to 834 and encodes 269 amino acids. The record is from RefSeq and is a predicted model, not a curated record. Gene Ontology annotation, biological process: proteolysis. Lineage: Eukaryota; Metazoa; Arthropoda; Insecta; Diptera; Calliphoridae. The transcript is spliced from 2 exons. Gene Ontology annotation, molecular function: serine-type endopeptidase activity.